UCGCCUACUUUUUUUCCGUUCGAAAGCCGAUCGAAAACCACUGAGAUGGUCCUCUAAUUCAAAAUAAUAAAAACAAAAAUUCUGAAACCCCGUUCUCUCCCCCGCGGCCUCACCCGCGUCGUCUACCCGCAUCUCCGCCCAGCAGCACUGUUCGGCGGCGUCAGCUCAGCUGCCUCCACCGUCGUCUGGACUCCAGCGCCGUGCACAUCCGCCCGAGACGCCCCUCCCGCGCCUCCAGACUCCAGAUUGAUUCGCCCCAUCCACCUGCGACGCCUUCCACCGCCACUCGACCUGUGACACUGCAAGAAACACGUGCCGGAAUAUAGUGCAUGCAAGAUCCACAUAAAAGCCAAGAGUUAGCAUGUCCUUCUUAACUUCUCUGGGCUUUGGGCUGAUAAUGCUAUAGGCUCUGUUUCAGUAAAAGUUCAACCAACCCUGGUAUUAUAUUGAUUGUCUAAACAACGUCUGACAAAAAUGCGGGGAUAUGAUAGAGACGAAUUGCAUGGAGAAGUUGAAGAUUAUGAUGAAUAUGAGGAGGAAGGGUCAGAGCUAGAGGAAGAUCCUGGAGAGGGGGAGAAGGCACAUGAAGAGGAAGAUCCGAAGCCUACCAGGGAGGAAUUAGAGUAUCUAGAGUUGAGGCGAAGAUUGAAAGAACAAAUCAGAAAGCAGAUGAAAAGGGAUAAUGGUACUUCUACAAAUGUAAAUGGUUCAAAUGAGAAGAAGAAUAAGAAACUUCCAUAUGAUAAGCCAAUACACAUUAACCCGUGUGCAAGUUUCGGAUCCUUCUUUGGCCCUUCGCAACCAGUAAUAGCCCAAAGAGUAAUACAAGAAAGCAAGUCAUUGUUAGAAACCGACCAUUUGGCAUCCAGACUUUCGAACUCCCUCCAUGGUCACAAAAAGGACACUUCAAUAUCUAAAGGGCCAAAACUUGGAUCGCGUGACCAGCUACCGAAAGUCAAAACGGAGUUAAAGACUAAAGUCCAAAAACUCAAGGAUACAAGAGAUUAUUCAUUCCUAUUAUCUGAUGAUGCAGAGCUUCCUGCUUCUUCUAAAGAGCCUCUGCCUAGAAAUGUCUCCUUUACAAAUCAUGGUCAUGAGGUGCGGGCAGCUCAUGUGCCAGUGAAGAAAAGUAAAGAAGCUUCGGGCAACAGGGGCAGACAUGAAGAAAGGAAAACUGUUUCUAUGAAUGGUCAGUUCUUUUCUAAAGCAGGGUCCAAGUUGACUUCUGCUAGUAAGACAGCAGAUUCUAGAAAACAACUCGGUAGCAACAUUGGGAAUGGGCCAGGCCGGCCUGUGGGGCCAAAAGCCUUGCCUUUGAAGAACCCUGUUGCUACCAUGGACAAGAAGGCUGCCAUGGAGAAGAAAGUUUAUGCACCAGCUGCAAAACAUUCCUUGCCUGGAGUGCAGAGAUCAUCUUCACAAGUGCACUCAUCUGCUCCAAAGCAGCCCCUAGAACCAAAAAAGGGACAACAAGAGUCUAAUAAAUCUAAAAUGGUGCCAAAACAGCUAUUGACAUCAUCAAAACCAAAGAUAAACAAGCCGCAAAAGCAAAUUUCAUCAUAUCCGACUUCCAGGGACCAUCGACCCUUGAAAAAGCCAAGACCUGUGAGUCGGUAUUCUGAUGAUGACGAUGAUGGUGUAAAAGCCAUCAGUAUGAUCAGACAAAUGUUCAGGUACAAUCCCAACAGAUACGAGGAUGAUGGUGAUGAUAGUGAUAUGGAGGCAAACUUUGCGGAUAUAAUGAGGGAGGAGAAAAGAAGUGCAAAAAUUGCAAGGGAGGAGGAUGAAGAGCAACUUAGAUUGAUAGAGGAGGAAGAAGAAAGAGAGCGGCUGGCACGGUUGAGAAAGUUAAAAAAGCGUUAGCUGGGCCAGGAUUGACCAAAGGAACAUCUUUUAGGACAUUUGUCUCCUUAAUUAAGUUCAUAUUCAUUUUGUAUCACCAUUUUGUUUAUAUAUAUGCAUUUAAUUUUAUGCCAAAGUUGUUUAAUAAUAGUUACCGAUAAAUUCUUCAAUUGUAGGGUUAAGAUGUUGUCACAGUUUGAUGUGCUUUCGGCGAAAUAUUUUAUACUUAUGCAAACGUUGCCGUUAGGUAUU
Carya illinoinensis is the source of this 2094-nucleotide messenger RNA. Its product is annotated as protein spt2-like. Lineage: Eukaryota; Viridiplantae; Streptophyta; Magnoliopsida; Fagales; Juglandaceae. The transcript has 14 exons. The record is from RefSeq and is a predicted model, not a curated record. Gene Ontology annotation, biological process: regulation of DNA-templated transcription; nucleosome assembly. Gene Ontology annotation, molecular function: DNA binding; histone binding. Bases 475 to 1863 code for a protein of 462 amino acids. Gene Ontology annotation, cellular component: nucleolus.